This is a messenger RNA of Neurospora hispaniola, 2558 nucleotides long. RefSeq lists its product as uncharacterized. The coding region runs from base 330 to 2558 and encodes 742 amino acids. Lineage: Eukaryota; Fungi; Ascomycota; Sordariomycetes; Sordariales; Sordariaceae. The record is from RefSeq and is a predicted model, not a curated record. The transcript has 6 exons.
GCCAGCCCGCGCUUGGCGACUAACGCGAUUACCCGUGUUGCGACCUUGCUGUUUGAGGUUACUGUAGACAGUGCUUCGCGAACCUGAACGGAGCUGAUUGCUGAUCACCCGGCGAGUAUCAACUCCAUCAUGAGACACCAACUGGACGUCCAGACCACAGGUUGGGCACAGAUUGGUCAACGCUCAGUUGGCAGCGCAGAGCCGCAUAACCAACUAACAAGCCGGUAAAGGUUAAAUAAGGGCGGCUGGCGCCGAGAGUAAGUCUGAGCCCUUACUCGAUCUCCAACAUUCCCAAACAACUCAUUUCCAAGAAUUCGAGCCCAUUCAGGAUGGCGACCUUGUUCGAUAACAUUCACAGGCGUGCGCACCGGGUGCAUGCCCGCUUCCAUCCCCACCACGGCGAUCGUCACGCGGAAAGAGACUCGUAUAUGACCUUGACGAUCCGUAAUCUUCCCUUGGGAACCACAGAAGACGACGUCUUUGAGCAUAUUAGGCGUCAGAGACACGAUUCUGACCCCAUUGUCAAUCCCUUGACAAAGGAAACGAACCAGCGCACGCUCUGCGCGGUCGUCACAAUUCGCCAGGAGACAGAGGAGAAAUGCAAAGUUGUGCGUGACAAGCUCCAUCUUACACGCAUCUACCCAAAGUUCCCGGCGGGAGAUGUCAAAGAUUCAGUUGUCAUGGUGAGCGAUGAGUUUCUCGGUGUAACAACGAUCGCCGAGCACGAUGACCCUCAGUUCGAUAUGUAUUUCGUUCAUGGUCUCGGAGGGCAUGCUUUUAAGUCUUGGAGCACGGACAAAGGCGCACCUCACAUGUGGCCCAGAGACUUCCUUCCCAACGACAUCAAAGCUAGGCCGCUGGAUCCCAUGAAUUGGCACGGCCCGAAGUUAGCUGGUCGCUUGGCAACCGUGGGAUAUCGUGCAAGCGCUAUGUGUGCCUCCGCUGCCACUGCGACGAUCGACAAAAUAUCGCAGAAUUUCCUCAACCAUCUUAGGGCUGACCGGACUGAGGCCCUUAUUCAUGCUCUGUCGAAAGAGUCACAUAGGCUAGAGCGAUUCCAAGAUUGUCAAAGUACAUUCUUCAAUGGUGAAGAAUGCCUCGUCAAGGGGAUUUUCUUCUUUGGCACUCCCUUCGAAGGCUCCAGGCUAGCCAGAUAUGCUUCCCGCAUUGUCAAGUUCCUCCGGGGCAAUGACACUCUGAUAGAGAGCUUGAGUAUCGAAUCCGAGGACCUAAACACCAUUGUUGCCAGGUUUGAUCAGAUGCGAAACCACCCAAGGACAAGGAUUCCGAUUGUGAUCGCAUAUGAGAUGCAGCCAAUGUUUGGAAUGAGAUUCGUAACCGACCCCGACUCAGCCAUAAGCUCAUUUGACUGCCAGACCAUCGGCAUUGAAGGCGAUCACCGUACCAUGAUCAAGAUGGAGAACAACCAGGACCAAAGUUACCGUGACGUUGCUGAAUUCAUAAUUCGAAUGAUCCAACGAACACUCUCUGGAUCCAGCAUUAUUCCAUCCUCUUCUGCGGCGAAGCUUGAGAGAAAAGUCUUUCAGGAACUGCCUUUCAGACAGAACCUAGCGAGAGACGAAAGCCCCCCUCCAUAUAAAGGCCAAGAUUCAUGCCGGCCUUCUACAGCAAGUUCGGCCAGCGACGGAACAUCGGCCUCUGACCCUUCUCCUCACUCCCAACCAGUUGGUUUGGGUAUCAGCGACCCAAAAUCCGAAGAAAACGACACUCCCAGCAUAUCCCGCUCCAACAUCGUCCCCGUCAGACUCGACGACCUUAUGAUGCCUCCCAAUCGUAUAAAUGGUGGAAAGGAAGAUAACCGAGAUUUCGCCCUGCUCUCAAAAUUCGACGUCGUCUUCCUUCUCGACGACACGGGAUCGAUGAUGGAAGCCAUCGAGCCGGCCCCCUCAUUUAAUGGCAACUGCGAGGCAAAGGAACGUUCGAAAUGGGAUGAAAUGAUCGAAUCUCUGCGCUACAUCGUCGAUAUUGUAACACACUAUGACCGUGACGGUGUAGACGUGCAUUUCUUCUGCCGGGACGAUAAGGACAAGUUUAGAAUCCAGGAUGGACAACGGGUUCUAGAUCUCUUGACCAACGAAGUCAGUCCAGACGAGAUUGGUGGUGGAACCUUCAUUGCCGAGCGACUUUGGACAAUCCUGACGGCCUAUAUCGACCGGUUCGAAAACUAUCGGCUACGGAUGGCACAGCGGGCACCUUGUCCCGAGAAGCCAAAAAUGUUGAACCUUAUUGUGAUUACGGACGGAGCGGCGGAUGACAAGGAUGCGGUAGAGGAUGUAAUCGUCAAUGCCGCGAAGAGGCUGGAUGAACUGAGGGCGCUUCCAAACCAGGUAGGAAUUCAGUUCCUGCAAAUCGGCAGAAACGAAGCGGCUUCGAGAUGGUUGAAGACAUUGGAUGAUGACCUGAACGAGAAGCAUAGAGUUCGAGACAUGGUUGACACCCGUCCAUGGGACAGAGUCGAUGAGAUCGAUAAGUCUUUGCAAGAGAGACUUACUAACAUUCUCCUUGGCGGCAUUGACAGAGCUAGAGACAUGGAGUAA